Falco peregrinus (peregrine falcon) is the source of this 4378-nucleotide messenger RNA. RefSeq names its product SUV39H2 histone lysine methyltransferase (gene SUV39H2). Gene Ontology annotation, molecular function: protein binding; zinc ion binding; histone H3K9 methyltransferase activity. NCBI's taxonomy places the organism in Eukaryota, Metazoa, Chordata, Aves, Falconiformes, Falconidae. The record is from RefSeq and is a predicted model, not a curated record. Bases 118 to 1341 code for a protein of 407 amino acids. Gene Ontology annotation, cellular component: nucleus. The transcript is spliced from 6 exons.
GGCGGGGCUGCCUGCGAGCGGCGGCGCAGCACACACAGCCCAGUUCCCUUCCGGGGCGGAGCUGCGCGUGCCUCGACCCGCCGCCGGCGCCUGCAGCGGGAGCGCGGCCUCCUCAAGAUGGAGGGCUGGCGAGGAGCUUGGUAUGUGCCAUGUCUAGCUUCACUUGAGACCCUCCAAGAAUUAUGUAGGAAGGAAAAUCUCAGAUGUAAAUCCAUUGGAAUCACCAACAGGAGUCUAAAGAGUUAUGAGGUGGAAUAUUUGUGUGACUACAAGGUAGAAGAGGGCACAGAAUACUAUCUUGUGAAAUGGAAAGGGUGGCCGGAAUCUUCAAAUACUUGGGAACCCCAGAAAAAUCUGAAAUGCCCAGUGCUUCUUCAAAACUUUCUUAGUGACAAAAAUGAGUACUUGUCUCGGGUGAGAGAAGGCAAAGGACUGAAAGUGAGAAACCAUGGUAAAGUUUUGAAACCUGCAGUUGCAGAGUACAUUGUAAAGAAGGCUAAGCAAAGAAUAGCUCUGCAGAGAUGGAAAGAAGAUCUCAACAGGAAGAAGAAUCAUAAAGCAAUGAUUCUGGUAGAAAACACUGUGGAUCUUGAAGGCCCCCCUUUAGACUUCUACUACAUUAACGAGUAUAAACCUGCUCCAGGAAUAAAUGUAAUAAAUGGAAUAACAACUGGCUGUGAAUGCAUGGACUGCCCUGCUGAGAAGUGCUGUCCAAAGGAGGCUGGAUUUAUUUUGGCUUACAAUAAACAUAAGAAGUUGAAAAUCCAGCCUGGCUUGCCCAUCUAUGAAUGCAAUUCGUUUUGUAGGUGUGGGCCUGAUUGCCCUAAUAGGAUAGUACAGAAAGGUACACCAUAUUCUCUUUGCAUCUUCAGAACUAACAAUGGCCGUGGUUGGGGAGUAAAAACACUCCAGAAAAUUAAAACCAACAGUUUUGUGAUGGAGUAUGUCGGAGAGGUGAUUACAAGUGAGGAAGCAGAGAGACGAGGCCAGCUGUAUGAUAACCAGGGAAAUACAUACUUGUUUGAUUUGGACUAUGACUCAGAUGAAUUUACAGUAGAUGCAGCUCGAUAUGGAAAUGUGUCCCACUUUGUGAAUCACAGUUGUGAUCCAAAUCUUCAAGUCUUCAAUGUGUUUAUUGAUAACCUCGACUUGCGUCUUCCUCGAAUAGCGCUGUUUUCUACACGAACCAUCAAGGCUGGAGAAGAGCUAACCUUUGACUAUCAGAUGAAAGGUUCAAUAGAUCUGACUUCAGACUCUGCUGAUGGUCUUAGCCCAUCCAGAAAGAGGAUCAGAACUGUGUGUAAAUGCGGAGCUGUGUGUUGCAGAGGUUACCUCAACUGAGUUUGGGUAUCCAAAGUCACAAAUAAUACUUCGUUCCCUUUUUAAAUGUGUUUUAAUAUGACUCUUCUUUCAUAAAUAUAUUCAAGUAUUCUUACAUCUAAUGUAAAUAAGUAUAGUGAAAACACAAGGCAUUACAUUUGUAAUUGAAAUGGCCUUGGCCAAAGAAAGAGAUGUAGUGUUUCAGGCGAAUACAAAACCGACAAUGGGGAUUAAAAAUGCUUUUUUCUAGAACCAUUAUUUAGGAAGCAGUAAAAUGUAUGCUAAGAAAACUUUUAAAUGUACCAUGAUUUGAAUGUUCAAGAGUGAGCUUACAGCCAUAGGCCUUUUAGGAGCUAAUUUCAGUGGGAUGAAGUAAUGUUAUGUGUUUUCUGGACCUUAUAAAGUAUCGAGACGUUUGAUUUGAAAUCUGAAUCACAGCUGAUGGUUCAUUUUCUUUUUUCUUUUUUUUUUUCCCUGUAUAAAGAAAAGCUUCAAGAGAUUAGCAAUAACAUUUAUGGCACUGGGGUGAAGGAUUAAGGACAGUCAUCAGAGCAAAUUGUAAAAUAUCAGUUGAACUCUGUGCAAGUAAUUGGUGUUGGCACAUUUCAGGUGCAAGGUCAAGGUCUUCAACUUCUUUAGCUGAUGUUAUGUUACUUGGGAGUUUUACAUAUAGAAGUUUUUUCACUUGUUACGUUCUGAUGUUUAGUUAGGAUGCUGUAGGAAGUCUGCAGUUCUACAGAGAAUUUGUAAAUAGUGGAUUAUUGGUAGUAACACACACUGUUUUCAUUGCAGAAAUUUGGAAGGCAUUGCUGAAACAAAUUACUGGCUAUAGUUUGGAAAUGGAUAACAAAAGAAUAGGGAGAGCAGCCUGUUGUCUAACAAAGCUGAUGCAUUACAGUGAUAUGCUCAGUUAUCUGUUAGGUGCAAAAAUACCCUGGGAAUUGAUUUCUAUUCACAGUUGGUUUUGAUUAAGUUUUUACAUACUGUGACUUUUUUUUAAUCCCAUGACAGACUUUUCAGAUACUAGGACUGUUUUUUCUUGUUGCAAAAAUGUUAAACUUCAGUAAAGUUAGACUAGGGGUGUGUUUACUCAUUUGCUGUAGACAUUUGUAAGAUUUUAUUGAAUGUAAAGGCUGAGAAAUGUAUUGUUCUUCAGCUGCUUGUCCUUCCCCCUGCCCCCCCCCCCCCCCGAUCAUCUUAAAAGUUGUCUUGAUAUAUUUGUGAUGCACGCUAAGUUUUGCUUGGCUUCAACAACACUGAAGAGCAGUUGAGUUAGAUUGAGUGGGGUUACAGCCAAGAUCCAUGCUCCAGGGAUGAUCCAAGUGCUUUAUUCUCAUGGAUUAAAAAGCUUGUAAAAUUUGCAAAUUGCUUACAAAUCAUGUAAAUGUUGAUAGGGUCAGGCAGAAUAAUGUUGCUUAGUAAAUGGACGCUCCAUAAAUGGAUGCUAGCUAUGUAUCAUAGGUCAGCUAGUUGCCUUUAUAAGGUGCAGAGCUGUUGGCUCAGGUGAAUGAAGUCAAGUAUCCAGCAUAUAAUAGUUUACUUAAUUUGUUAGAAAAUGCCUUAAACUUCAUGUUAAUUACUAGCACUCCAAAGAGAGUGUUUCAAAGGAUAAUACAGGUUGGUUGUUCAUUAAGCAGUACAGUUGCAUUUGCACUGAAGCUACCGGCUCUUUGGCAGAAAGUGAAAUUUAAUAUGCUACUAGCCAAAAUCAGUUUCCCAGUUGGGGUGAAGAGUAUGGGCCAUUGGAAGUGCUGUGUAAGUUUUGUAAUUACAAUAUGAAGAGAUACACGUUGAAAUAGAUAACUUUAUAUUGUUUAAUGAAUAGGAGAAAGUUUGCUUAGAUUUAAAAGUAUUUGACAUUACCAGGCUCACCUGUACCUGCACACUUGGAUAGAUGCUGAAUCUGGUCAUUUUUUAUCAUGUUAAAUCGCUAUAAUUUAUUUUUUUUUUAAUAUAAUGUUUAAGUGGAAUGUGGAGCUUUAAUGUUUGGAAACUCUAGAUGAUCUUUGUAUCAUUUGGAGUUCAUCAGCAUUUUCUCUUGCAUGUAGCCCGAUGCAGCAGUGCAUUCCACAUGGAUGGGAUCUGCAGUCUCCAGCUCCUUAAUGUGCUGCAGUCUGCAGCUUUCCCUGUCGCUACAGGAUGGCAAGAGUGGCUUGCAGCAAGAAACGGAUUCUGUACCAAAUCGGUUUCUCUGGCCUCCCUGUGGCAGGUGACACAGGGCCAGUUUGACACCCUUAUUCUUCACCUAUGCUCACACCCAAUUUGAUUUAAAUACUGCAGUAAAUGCCUUUUAAAACUUAAAAAGUAUUAGUAGUUGUACUUGAGUUCAGUGUCUGCCUCUUUCCCAAGGCAGUAUAUGUUACCACCAGCACUGGAACCACACUGCUGUUCUUUAAGGAUAUGUGUGUUACCUCUUGUAUGAUAAAUAAAGGACUGUUAAUUUAUGUUCUGGGAGGUAACAGUAUUUUGUAUUUAUUUGAAGUAAACCCAUGUAUGCAGUUUCCAGUUUAGAGUCUUGAACAGUAUUUUAUAUUUCCAUAUUCACAGUGCAUUUGGAUUGCUUAAUGGGACGCUGUGUCACUUUUGAAACUCCUUUUGCUGGUUUUAUGAGUUUGGGGGAAAAUUUCCAAAUUGGAAAAGGAGAAAAAGCUAUUUUCAAUUUUUAAGGAGCCUAAACCAGCCUAGCUUCUGCCUUUGCUUUGGUUUAUGGUUUGUCAGCAGCAUCAUGGCCACCAGGUUCAGUUGUGAGUAUGUACUUCUUAGAGACUGAUUACCUGUGAUCUGUCCUCUAGCUGUUCUUUUUUGUUGGGUUUAAAUGUUUGGGUUUUUUUGGUAGUAAAACUAAAACUGCAAGAUUACCCAUAAGAAAAACUAUUAUCUAUUUAUUUCAAUCUCAAAUUCAAGUCAAUCUUUUGGUUAUUUCUAAUGUAUGUUUUAGGACCGUGUACAUUAGAAUAUGCAGUUUGUAAGCUCAGGAACAUUUUCUUUUCAUAAUGUGUGAUCUCUAGUAUUGCUAUCUUCCUAUAGUUUUUGAUAAAAUAAAUUAAAUUUAGUUUUU